Scophthalmus maximus (turbot) is the source of this 9936-nucleotide messenger RNA. Its product is annotated as cGMP-inhibited 3',5'-cyclic phosphodiesterase A-like. Gene Ontology annotation, molecular function: 3',5'-cyclic-AMP phosphodiesterase activity. The transcript is spliced from 15 exons. Gene Ontology annotation, cellular component: cytosol. Lineage: Eukaryota; Metazoa; Chordata; Actinopteri; Pleuronectiformes; Scophthalmidae. The record is from RefSeq and is a predicted model, not a curated record. The coding region runs from base 292 to 3732 and encodes 1146 amino acids. Gene Ontology annotation, biological process: positive regulation of oocyte development; oocyte maturation.
UCAGUAAUGGAGCAGAUGUCAUAGGGAAUUUCCGAACAACCAAACUGAAAGAAAAGUUGUGAAGGCCAGAAUUUGUCCUUUUCCACAUUGAACACCUACAUUCUGGAGGUUUUGUGUCGGGAGGCAAGCAUCACUGAGCAACAAUUGAGGGGGGGGGGGGGGGGUCAGCUGCGCACGAGACAGCAUGCACCAUGAUGGGAAAUACAGGUGGAGCAGGUAGACGCUCACACUGACCAGGCGACUGAAAGCCAUUAUUUCCCCGGACGGGGAAGUCCGCCUGACCGGUAACCGAUGGCCGCGGAGGCGGACGGCGGCAGGGGGUCGUCGAGGAGCGCCCGUGAAAAAUAUCCCCGGGCGGCGUUGGAGCGCAACGGCUACGCGAGGACGCGCGUGGCCCCGCUGCGCCGCGACGCGCGGAGCCAGUCGUGGCGCAGCCUCGCCGUGGCAUGGACUUGCCGAGGAGCGUCGUCUGCGGUCUGCGUCGCCUCCGUCUGCGUUACUCUCGCUCUGCUGCUCAGAUCGGUCGACUGGGGCGCAGGAGGCAGCGGCGGCAGCGGAAAUAGCAGCGGCUCCGGCUCUCGUCUUCACUUGGCGGCGGGCGGCACGGCGGAGCUGCUGUGGACUGCGUGUCACUGCGUCGCCCCGGCUUUUACACUCGUGUGUGCCUUCUCCUGGCUGGGUCUGUGUCUGCUCCGCCGCGGGGUGCCCCUCCGCGCCGCCUUGUCCCUGUUAGCGGCGUGCCACUUGGGCGAAGCCGCGGCGCAGUCGCUCCUGCCCGGCGCCGAGGAGCAGCUGCUCUCCCUCCCCGUCGCCCUGGUCGUCCUCGGCUGCCUGGGCUGCGGCGCGCUGCCGGUCGUCCGGCUGGCGCGGGGGGUGUCGUUCCUCGUCUUCGUCAGCGCCAUCAGGGCCGUGUCCCUCGUCUCCCUGGGCCGGGUCCGGGCCAGCUGGAGACCCUACCUGGCCUACCUGCUGGGGCUGCUGGGGUUUUUGCUUGCGAGGUAUGCUGACCGGCUCCUGCCGGCCCCAGGGACCAGCGGGACGGGGUGCUGUGGCUCUGUGACCGGGGCGAAGGAGGAGGACAUCCCUGUCUUCAAGAGGAGACGGAGGUCCAGCUCCACAGCGGCCUCGGACAUGAUCGCUCACAGUCAGAACAACAGCAAGUCCCACCGCAGGACUUCGCUGCCAUGCAUUCCGCGGGACCAGUCUUCGGGCACCAGCGUGGUGGUGGACAUCGCGGUGAUGGGUGAGGCCCACGGUCUGAUCUCAGACCUGCUGGCCGACCCCUCGCUGCCCCCGAACACCUGCAGCUCCCUGAAGGCCGUCAGCAACCUCCUCAGCACCCAGAUCAGCCUCCAGCCACUCCACCGGCCUCGCAUCCCUGCGGACACACACCCCUGCUCGGACUCUGAGGAGGGGCCCGAGAAAUCAGAGAGAUUGGCCAUUCCAAAGCGUCUGAGGCGGAGUCUGCCCCCAGGGUUGUUGAGGAGAAUCUCAUCAACGUGGACCACGACCACCUCAGCCACAGGGCUGCCCACCCUGGAGCCGGGCCCUGUACGGCGAGACCGCUCUGCCAGCAUCAAACACACCGCAGACAGUGAAUCGUGGAACAACUCAGUAAUGAUGACCAUCUCGAAGAGCCGCUCCAUGUCUGCCUCCUGUGCUGCUUCCGUCACUGCCAACCACCUCUACAGCAAACCACUGGGAAGAACAGGUUUCCCCCCCUCCAACGUAUCACCUCUGGGGUCUCCGUGCCCAUCUCCUCCCGUCCAGGGCACGCCCGUCUCCAGUCCUACGAUUAAGACAUAUUCAGUGCAGCUUCCUGAGCCGGCUGGGCCACUACCAGAGCGGGGCCCUGGCUCUGUGGCCCCCAAGAGCCACCACAGAGCCUUAACUCACAGCCAGAGCGCCCCCAGCUCCACCACCCCUCACUGGCGGCCUCCGUCACUCUGCAGCAGCUGCGGCAGGCCGUUCAACAACCGCCUCAACCAUGGGGUAGAAUCUGUGGACAAAGGAGAGAGAUUACACCAUCCAGAUGAGCGCGCAGCAGUAGCGUCAUCAGACUAUGACAGUACCUACGACAGCACCUACGAGACCAACCACAGUGACAGCAGCGACUUUGCACAGAAUGAAGAGGAGCAAGAGGGGGGCAAGAAGCUGUCUGAAGCAAGGGAAGGUUGCAGGGAGUAUCCUGCAGAGGGCAUGGUUCUUCCUCCACUCCUGCCAUCACCAGAGGACAAGCCGAUCUUGGCCCUGGAGGCUCCAGUGAUGCCAAGUCUGGAGCCUCUGAUGAGUCAACUCAACAACUGGAACUUUCCCAUUUUCAGUCUGGUGGAGAGGACUCACGGCAAGGCAGGCUGCAUCCUCAGUCAGGUUUCCUAUCGGCUCUUUGAGGACACGGGCCUGUUUGAGACCUUCAGGAUUCCUGUACAAAAGUUCAUGAACUACUUCCACGCUUUGGAGAACGGAUACCGGGACAUCCCUUAUCACAACCGGAUACAUGCCACUGAUGUGCUGCAUGCUGUUUGGUACCUCACCACUCAGCCUGUGCCGGGCCUGCCCACCCUGCUGGCUGAGAAUGGGAUACACACUGACUCGGAGAACGGCAUUGGACCUGAUGCCACUGGCUUCCUGGUGUCCAAGAUGAGCUCUGUGCCGAAGGAUGGCUAUGGCUCCCUGUCCGGCCUUAUCCCAGGCCUGGAGCUCAUGGCCCUGUACGUCGCUGCUGCCAUGCACGACUACGACCAUCCUGGAAGAACCAACGCAUUCCUAGUAGCUACCGGUGCACCACAGGCUCUUCUAUACAACGACCGAUCCGUCUUGGAAAACCAUCAUGCAGCUUCAGCUUGGAACCUCUUCAUGUCUCAACCCGAGUUUAACUUCCUCAUUAACCUUGAACACAUGGAGUUCAAGCGCUUCCGCUUCCUAGUUAUUGAAGCCAUUCUGGCCACUGACCUCAAAAAGCACUUUGACUUCCUCGCAGAGUUUAAUGCAAAGGGGGGUGAUGAAGGACUGUCUGGUAUUGAUUGGACCAACGAGAAUGACCGAUUGCUGGUGUGCCAGAUGUGCAUCAAGCUUGCUGAUAUCAAUGGACCACUGAAGUGUAAGGAGCUCCACCUGCAGUGGACAGAGGGGAUCGUCAACGAGUUCUACGAACAAGGUGAUGAAGAAGCAAGCCUGGGCCUUCCCAUCAGCCCAUUCAUGGACCGCUCUGCGCCGCAGCUCGCCAAACUACAGGAGUCGUUCAUCACCCACAUAGUCGGACCUCUGUGCUCCUCCUAUGACUCUGCUGCUCUUAUGCCAGGGCACUGGGUCGACCCACCUGAGGGACUGAUGGCACCAGAAGAUGCGAAGGAAGAGCAAGAUACAGAAGAGGAAGACACGUCAGAUGAGGACGCAUCUAGUUCAGAUAGCUCCCAACAACAAGAAAACAAAAAGGAGAGGGGGAGGAAAGUGUUUUGCCAGAUCACACAGCAUCUUUUGCAAAACCAUGAAAUGUGGAAAAAAGUGAUUUCUACAGAAGCCGACGAAGAGGCCCAGGAAGAAGACCCGCACUGCAUCGGCAGCCCCUCCGUUCCCAUCACAGCCAUCCAUGAGGAAGAGGAAGAGCAAGUAAGCAAAGAAGAGGAGUCGACCGAUGGCCUUGAUGAAAGGGAAGAGGUGCCGGCUUUAGAGGAAGAGGAAAUCCUUCCGCAAUCAGAGACUUCAGGGGAACAGGAGGAAGAACCAGAGUGAUAUUAUGGACUGAGAACCCCUUCUUAAACGGGAAUCUGAACAUUGUCUGAAAAAAAUGUUUAUUUCUUACGUUACUAAACUCUUGAUAUGGUAGCCAGCACAUCACUUUGACACAACACUGUAGAAGAUGUUUUGGGUAACAUGUGCCUAACAAAAACAGGGUUUGAGGACAGACAUGGUGCAUGCCCAGUGCAACAGGGAGAAAGGGGUGAAAUAAGCGAAAGACGGCGUGGCAGAACGAGGAAGAAAAAUGAGCUGAAAAAGAAAAAAAGAGAAUGAUUGCGUCUUUAUUCGAUUUUUGUUAUCAUGUUUGUUUUAUUCUGGAUCUGGUGCCCUGCCCUCACCCAGGCUGCCCGUCCUGCACUAUGAGCCAACCAUGCUGAUUCACUCACUCACUCACUCACUCACUCACUCACACCAGUUAGUAACACACUGUCACGGACCAACAUCCCAGCCCUCUUGUCGCUCCCAUGCUGUCAGCACACUGAAGCCCAUGCCUGUUGCCAUCUGCAUGAGGAUGCGCAACAAGCCCCUUCUCCUUGAAGACAAUGGGAUGAAAGCCAGGGGGGGAAAAGCUUCAGAGGUUGUCAGAAAGAAAAAGAGCCAGUUCUAGUACAAUGUGUAUGCAAACAUACACCCACACAAGCUCCACGGACACGCACACACACACACACACACACACACAAUGCUGCAUUAGAAACACAUUCCAUACACAGAAGUGAUAGGAAGCUUAACAAAGAACCCUAUUGCUAUAAAAGCUUUAUUCUCGCUCAAGGAAAAACAUUGAAAACAAUGUUUUGUUCAUGUUUGUCCUCAGUUGCAUGUCUUCUCCCUGUCUUUUGUAACUCAAGGUCGGUCCGGCACACUGACAUGCUUCCAGGGCACACAACUCAGGAAGGAAGACACCCGAAGAGAAAGAAACAACACUAGCGUCUUUAUCCUUGUUCUUGCUGCUGCUCCAAGAUUUUCUUUCUGUGCAGUUUGAGAUGCGAUUGAUUUACUGAUGUCCCUAUAUAUAUGGUUCCCUUUGUGCACGACCAAGGGAAAACAAGAUUAAUAACCACAUUAGACCAUCACGAAACUAGGCAAUAAGGUAAUGUGUUUUGUUAAUAUCAUUUGUGUCCAUUUUUUUUAUGUCACUGCCCAAGUUGUUUUCCUAAUCUUUACAGUAAUUAACUCACUCAUGGCAUGAAUUCUUUAUAAUUUCUAGCCUGGUAUGUAGGCCAAAUGCUUCAGAAAGGGAGUAAUCCAGUAAACCACAAUAGUUCCAGGCCCGAGCUGACUCACUGCUCCAAAUCACCAGAGGAUUUACAUGAAGACGAAAAAGAAAAAGAUAUAUGAGGGAACAUCUUGUGAUGGGUCAUACCGGCCACAACGCCUGUCAACAUUUUGACGUUACAACCCAUGAGCUCUCAGUAUUCAUUACUCAGUAUCUAGUACUAUGUGUACUCAGUGGUCAUGGGUCUAUCGCAGUGACAAACAAAGUACUAGUAGGUGUCUCCAUGACCACAUGUUGGCAUGAUGACACACACACACACACACACACACGCGCACACACACAAACACGCACACGUUCACAGCCCUCUUGAUUUUGCCCUGUGGCUGCUGUCGUGAGACCAACACUUUAUAUAUGGUUAGGGUUAGGAUUGCUCUCUAUUAUGACAUCAUGAGCAUUGAUUGGCUUAGGCGGUUGCUGUCCCAGGAACCUUGUACAAAUUGUUGGUCUCAGGAUAUCAGGCACUUGGGAAAAUCAGGAAACGCCACAUAGACUCACAAGGUGAAACCGAUACCAGGUCCAAUGUUGCCACUGGUAAAUACCCUUUGGUACCAAUUGCCAUCCAGGAAAUGCUGUGUGCAAGACGCUUUGAGCCACAGCUGCAUAAGUCAGUUAUGUAUUCUGCAUUCUUCUGUGAUAUUGUUAUGGUUUAACAGACACUGAGGAAAUCGAAUCAUGUUGUAUAUUGUACAAGGUCAAUCCUCAAUGAGAGCAAGUGAUAGAAUUUUGCACAUUGAAGAUGACGUCUGCCUUCUGUGUAGUUUCUUGAGUGCAGCAACACUCAGCACAGCUCAGCAUGGCUCUCUCUCCACACGUAGUCCGCACCGAAGACACAGAUUAACGGUUGGCGUCAUGCUCUCCUUUGAUGUCCCCCGAUAUUCAGAUUGGUGGUGAUGGAGGAAAAGGGAAAACCAGGAGAACAGGCUGAGUAAUGAGGCUUAGUACUGAAAGAGGAAGGGGGGGAGAAGAAGAAGCCCUUUAGCUUGACUUGUAGCUGCUUAUGAGGGGUCAUAUGGGUGUCAGAUCUUUUUUGCAGCAGAUUCCUCCCGAUGUAACUCUUUGAAGAUGAGCCAGUUUGGUCGGAUUCAAAAUCAUGUGAUGAUCAAGUUUCCAUGUCGGGAAAAUGUGUUACAGGGAUAUGCAGCAAAGCAACAAAGGCACUUUGUGGAUUCUGAUCCAUUGAUUUAAGGAUGCUUUGGAUCCUCACUUACCGAUCUGUAGCAGGUACUUUGUGUUAAAUUCGCAAAGUAAUCAAGGACACGUGUUAAUACAAUUGAAAGAGGUUCUCUGACUUUAACAGCACAUUCUGGAGAAGCUACUAUGUGUCUGGACAUUUUCUGGAGUUUGCCUUUCACGUAUGACGAACCCAGCAGGAGAUUAUCCAAUUUACUGGCAUCUGGGUAGUGGAUGCAGGAGGCAGGACACGAUAAUAAUUCCACUGUGGAAAGCAGUGUUUUUGUUUACAUUCAUCAACAUGCACACUAGCUCGCUAUGAAUUGUCCUGCUGUAUUUCCAAUCUGACUUUUUCCAGAAAUUUGACCAGGUGGCAAAAUGUCCAGAGCAGCAUUUGCGGACUUUUGUGUUCUCACAUACAGCUCCUCUGGAACAUUUCAGGAAAGGCGCAUGUCUGAAAGCCGCUAUAAAUACACCAGGCAUGGGUAACGUUUUUAAAAUCUAAACAGCAUCAUCAACGGCAAAAAAAAUCAGCAACCAAAAGGAGCAUUGCAUGAAAUACAAACAUCCUCUAAAGAUACAAAAUGCUUUAUGCAGCCAAUCCAUUAAUCAAAAAAGGGGUAAAGCAGACUAAGCAAUAUAUUUACCAGGCUUGUUUGCAGACACUGUUUCUACUGGCUGAACUUUCUAUGCUGUGACCCAAUUUCUUAACUCAAUUAGAAUUUCGCCAACGUUAAUACUGUCUAAAUCCUCCGCUGUAUCCAUUACACUGUUAUCAAAAUGCCCAUUGUGCAAAGGAGGGCUAAACUGCAACGUAAUGCCCUUGACUGCUUGUUCCCUGUACUUACAAGAGGGUGCAGUGCUUGUUUUUACUGCUAUGAAAAAGAAAGCAUGGGCUUAUUGUUCAGGUUUCAGGUCGAGUUGAGAGCUCCUAAUGGGUGUUGGAAAUCUGUGUAUUUAUUAAUUUUAAUAUGCGGGAGCUAUUGCAGGCAAAGGAUUAUUUUUUUUAACAACGUUUAGUUUUACAAACUGUAAUCCUGAAUUAUACUCAAUUGAAAGCAAAAUUACCUCCAGUGUUGAGGUGAAUCAGACAGCUAGCCCCGGACAAAAAUAGUAUAUAAUAAAAGGAAGCGAUGUUGCUUGGCAACAGAAAAAAAUGAAAAGGCAAAGUGAUGUCUGACUGCCGAAACAGCGCAAAUGGCAGCAGACAUCUGUUGCAUGAGGCAACAAGUCACACUUGGAUCUACAAGUCCCCUCCUUGACCAAAUGUCUUCUAGUUGCCUCCCCUUGCUUUGGCUUGACGUGAUAAGUGUAGAUGUAGAAGUAAACAGAGCUACGUGGCUCUAGGUCAUGUAGGGCAUCGACUGGGGAGUUUGAGUUGAGCGUUUUUGAAGCUCUGUACAGCAACAUAGCUUUCAAACUUCAGUUAUUCUAAAAAAAAUUACAGAGACUGUAAAAAGCUCUGCAAUCCUCCUGCCUCCAGACAUGAAGGAGCUUGAGCUCCAUAUAUUGUAAAUAAAGUAUAUUGAUGCCUCGCUUGCAACCUAAUAUGCGUACUAUCGCAAUCGAUUUCUUUCCCUCAUAUCUCACACAUGUACUGUACCAUGCUCCACCUCUAUGUUUGGAAUCUGUAGAUGGUCUUUGAUUCAGCCCCCCAUAGCCCUGCCUCACUACCUUUGUACUCUACAGUGCAGCAAUCAAAGAGACUUAAUCGGAGCUGUGAUCGGAUUCGGGGGUCGCUAUUUUUGUCAUAAUCAAACGAAAUUAUUAUAGCUCACUAGUGUAGUCAUUUCAGGAGUUUUGAGUUAGCUCUGUGGGAGUGGUCAGCUGUUACCUUCAAUUCUUUAAGAACAUCUUUCAGGUCUUUGCAUGAUGACAUAUGACCAAUUAUACCAUUGCAGUGUUUUUAAGUUUAAGCUUCUUAUCUACAUCUACUGUAUACUUAACAUAGUUGCUGACGAUUUUCAAAUGCAGGCUUGAUGUAAACAUUUUCCACAUUUGCAGGCAGCCAUUAAUUUCUUGGGAUUUGGGAGUUAAAAAAAUGUGAGCAGUAGGUCUGCAUUAUUUUUCACAGUAUAAUUGUGGAUUGAUUUGAGAAUUCCACAAUACUGCAUUAUUUUGUGACUUCACAACAAUGAAAUGACAUUUUAAUGCAGACUUAAUGUUCACUGGGUUAAAAAAAGUUGUACAUAAGUAAAUGGAAACCAAUGGGUGCAUGGAACGGCUUCUUACUUGUAAUGUCAAGUAUACAGUAACUGAUUUGUAGUAAAUGGGCCAAGACAUGUAAAACCAUGGUUCCAUAAGCCUUCUCUUGAGACACUGGAUGAAAAUUUUGUGAGAACAUUAUUUUGUCAAAUCCUAAAUAAUGUAGAUUAGAUCAAGAUUCUUGACUGCCAUGGCAUAAAAGCUUGUGUCAUGGUGUGGCCAAUGCUUUUUGCCAUGCAAUUGCAGGGCAUUCAUAACUCUUCCAACGUCUACAACCCCCAAUCAGAUCAAAGCCAGUAUCAGUACUAUCUUGUUAAGAAGAAGGGGAUUGUUGCACACUCGAUUUAUUUGUGCAAACCAAAGAAACAUUUUGAAAUUUGAGUUCUGUUUGUGAUUUUCACAAAAUGAACCCUAAAAAAGAAGCAUGUUUCCUGCAACUUCUCUGUUUUUUUGUCAGUGUCAUCCAGAACCUGGUGAGGAUGUCUGGAUAUGAAUACACUUAGUUAUAGUGCGAACACAGGGCAGAUUAAAGCAACACCAGAAUCAUUUGAAGCAUUCAUCUAACAGACUGCAGCACAUGGGGUUGUCCACGUUUUUACUGUCUGUUGUUUCACGACCAUGUCAACAGGCAGCUGUAGCACUACAAUGGAACUGGCCGAACGUUCUGUUCUCAGACUGAAGCCCUUGUAGUUUCUUUUUGAUGGUUCGAACCAAAAAUAUUCCUUUUUCGUAUUGUUUGUUGUUUUAUCCAUUUUAAAAGGGAGCUAUGCGUCUGUGCCAUAACAUUUCCACGCAUAUGUACAGUAUGUAUGCAUACAUUGUUUGAAUGAGAUAUUCAUCAGCUUUUCUUGUUUAUCACAAAGGAAACCAAAACAAUGUUGUUGUUUUUUCACCACCUUUAAGUCAAGACUAACAAGGCUGGUAUGUUUUCAUCUACUAUAGCAGGCGCUUCAAUUAUUUUCUUCUCUCCAAUAUCUUGCACUUAACACAUGUAGCAAUACCUACAGGAUGGGGAAAUUGUGUGUUUCACCAGUAUUUGUUUAAGUGGAAUAUAACAUUUUAUUUCUAGAUAUUGUUUGACUUUGUAUAAAAAAAUAUAUACUGUACAGAUUCAAAAGUAUAUUAUAACAAAAAACUUUUAGAAAAUAUUUAUUUUUACCGUUUUGUAAUUUAGACACAAAACUGUAGCUCCUCUAUUGCCAGACUUACUGGAAGUGCCUCUCGACAAUGUAUUACAACGUAACUAUACAAUAUAUUGGGAUUAUUAGAACCUGUCACUAGCAGAGCAGUGUUGAUGUUGUAAUGUGAAUAUUGUUAAAUAAUAAGAUUUAUAAAUGCUGCACGCGUCUGUAUGUUCCUUAAGCCAUCUCUCCAACAUGGGAGGAUUUCCAAUGAGAUUUCACAAACAAAUGUAUAAACAUGGUAAAACACUGUUGGACUUCAUAUGAGUUCCAAUUGUUCCAAUAACACUGACUAUACAUUUUUAGGUGGCAAUAUCUAACAUGUUUUUUUUAUGUACUUGCUUCAUUAAAGUAUCUCUUUCAGUCCCA